AUCUCUCUUGUUGACAAACGAGGCACGGGGAGAAGCAAGUCGCCGAAACUGCCUAAAAGUUCGGAGAGGUCAAGGGCCACUCCAUGAUCAAGAAUACUUACAGUUUAUUCAGCUAUUUUAGCAAACACAUUCAAGUAAGAUCAUACAGCAUGAAGAUCAAUGAAGUGGUAAGCUGUCUCAACAGCCUCGCACCCACAUCACUUGCAGAGUCUUGGGAUAAUGUGGGGCUGCUGGUGGAACCGUAUACCAGGAGAGACAUUACGAAGAUGUUACUCACAAACGACCUGACGGAAGCAGUGAUGGAUGAGGCGGAGACGCUCGACGUAAACUUCAUCCUGUCAUAUCAUCCUCCGUUGUUUAGACCUAUCAAGAGAAUCACCUGCAAAGCUUGGAAGGAACGCAUUGCUGCAAGGUGCCUGGAGAAGGGCAUUGCCGUAUAUUCACCUCAUACUUCCUAUGAUGCUCUAAAGGGAGGCGUGAAUGAUUGGCUAAUUGAGGCUUUUGGUGAGGGGUCAGUGAGCCCAAUACAAGCAAGCACAGCCUCCCCACCCUUUAGUCACAAGGUAACUGUCACUGCAGCUGAUGAAACUGAAGCCUUGGAACUAAGGGACAAGUUUGCCGGUCAUCUUGGCAAGUCUCAGAAUGUUACAAGGACAAAUGGCAGCUGUGUUGAAAUUCUGUGUAAUGAGAAUACCUUACCAGCCAUUGUAAGCCUCGAUGGAGCCACCACCAAGCCACUGACUAUCUCAAAACUGGAGAAUGUGCCCAUUGUUGGUCAUGGAAUGGGAAGGAAAUGCCAGCUGUUGAGGCCGAUGACCAUAACAGAAGCGAUUGGCAGGAUCAAAGCCCACCUGGGUCUUCCAUAUGUCAGAUUAGCCCUUGCUCAUGGAGCAACAUUAGGUUCGAAGAUUCAGAGUGUAGCAGUAUGUGCUGGUUCAGGAUCAUCAGUGUUGCGUGGAGUCAAAGCAGAUCUGUGGCUGACUGGAGAGAUGUCUCAUCACGAAGUGCUUGAUGCCACUCACCAGAGGUCUUCGGUGGUGCUUACAGACCACUCAAACUGUGAGCGUGGAUAUCUCCAGACUCUUCAGCCACGUCUCCAAGACUUGUUUGACCAGAAAAUAGAAGUAAUUGUGUCAGCAAAGGAUAGAGAUCCUCUUGAAGUUGUUUAAAUACAUUUUGUUUCUCUCUGUGCUAUUAUUAUAUCUUCAAAGCUUAGUAUUUAGUAUGGUUCUAAUUUUGGGUUUUAGGUUUUGGGGAAUGUUUAUGGACAGUUCCCUUACUUGCAAAAGGUGAUUUAAGAAAAAUGGUGAAGGCCUAAGCCAGGGAAAUACCAUUUACUUUGAGAUUGUGAAUCUAAUUCCUUAAUAAAUUUGAACAAUUU
This is a messenger RNA of Penaeus monodon (black tiger shrimp), 1381 nucleotides long. Its product is annotated as NIF3-like protein 1. The record is from RefSeq and is a predicted model, not a curated record. Lineage: Eukaryota; Metazoa; Arthropoda; Malacostraca; Decapoda; Penaeidae. The transcript is spliced from 9 exons. Gene Ontology annotation, cellular component: cytoplasm; mitochondrion. Bases 84 to 1169 code for a protein of 361 amino acids.